Molecule: messenger RNA, 2365 nt
Organism: Erigeron canadensis
Lineage: Eukaryota; Viridiplantae; Streptophyta; Magnoliopsida; Asterales; Asteraceae
Product: histone-lysine N-methyltransferase, H3 lysine-9 specific SUVH4
Cellular component (GO): nucleus
Molecular function (GO): zinc ion binding; protein binding; histone methyltransferase activity
Source: RefSeq, a predicted model, not a curated record
AAAACCCUAAAAUUCAUCUGACAGACAUACCAACCGUCAUUUCCCCUCCCCAAAUUGCCACUAUAGGUGGCUGUCACGCGUUUGUAAAUCAUCUCUUUUUCCUUUCUAUUCGAAAAAGUAAAAAUGGUUGUUAUUAAGUCAAUUUCAAGUAGCGACGCUCCGGCGAUGGCCAGAAGAAGCAGCUCUCGGAUCGAGAAGCUGGAAAAACAGAAAUUGGAGAAUAAGCGAAAAGUUAAGGAGGAGGAGGCUCUUGCUAAGCCGUCUAAGAAGAAGAAAAUGGUUGAGAAAAAGGUGUUGUCGCCGCCGAGUAAUUAUAAAAUUGUGUCGGAGGUUGAAUCGGUUGCGGAGGUGAAUGUGGGUGUAGCUGUCGAGGCGUCGACUGAACCGGCUGUGGAGAAAAGUGUUUAUGCUACUGUGAAGGAUACAAUUAGGGCUUUUUAUAAGAACUUUUUGUAUUUUGUUCAGGAAGAAGAGAAAAGGUGCAAGAAGGACGGAGAUGAUAAAAAAAACACAAAGAAACCAAUGUCCAAGGAGGAGAAACAAUCGGCAAAGAAAUCAAAAUCUGAGAAUCAGGAUGCCGAGAAAGAGCGUAAUAAGGCUAAAAGACCUGAUCUUAAGGCUUUAAAUUUGAUGAUCACAUCCAAUACCACGCUCUCUCGUGGAAAUAGGAUAGGAUCAGUCCCAGGGGUUGAUGUCGGGCACCAAUUUUUUUCGAGGUGUGAGAUGGUUACUGUAGGUUUCCAUAACCAUUGGCUAUGUGGAAUUGAUUACAUUGGGUCUAGUAAACAAAAGGAAUAUCCUCAAUAUAAACUUCCAAUUACUGUGGCCAUAGUGAUGUCAGGAAUGUAUGAAGAUGACUGUGAUAAUUCCGAGGAUGUAGUGUAUACGGGUCAAGGUGGUAAUGACUUACUUGGCAACAAACGUCAGAUAAAAGAUCAAGUAAUGACUCGUGGUAAUCUUGGGUUGAAGAAUUCCAAGGAGCAAAAUGUGCCGGUCAGAGUUAUCCGAGGGCAUUCAUCCCAAUCAAGCUAUGUGGGUAAAGUAUACACAUAUGAUGGAUUAUACAAGGUAGUUGGUUACUGGGCAGAGAAAGGGUUGUCGGGAUAUACUGUUUACAAGUUUAAACUUAGGCGAAUUGAAGGGCAGCCUCCUCUUUUGACUGAACAGGUUUACUUCACUCGAGGACGCAUUCCAAAUGAAGUUUCCGAAUUACAAGGGCUGGUAUGCGAGGACAUCUGUGGAGGCCUUGAGGAUAUUCCCAUUCCAGCUACUAAUAUGGUCGACGAUCCACCUGUCCCCCCUACUGGCUUAACUUAUAUCAGGUCCUUGCAAGUUGCAAAGAAUGUCAUAGUUCCUGAGGUUGCUACUGGUUGCAAGUGCAAGGGCAGUUGCACUGACCCAAGAAGCUGUGCAUGUGCUAGGUUGAACGGGUCUGAUUUUCCUUAUGUACAUCGUGAUGGUGGAAGGCUGAUUGAACCAAAGGCUGUUGUGUUUGAAUGCGGCCCAAACUGUGGUUGUGGGCCAGGCUGUGUAAACAAAACAUCCCAAAGAGGGUUGAAGUAUCGAUUGGAGGUGUACAAGACGCCAAAAAAGGGAUGGGCAGUUCGGUCGUGGGAUUUUAUACCCUCUGGUGCUCCUGUUUGCGAGUAUAUUGGUGUGUUAAAGAAUACUGAUGAUGUCGAAUCAAAUCCCGAAAAUAACUAUAUUUUUGAUAUUGACUGCCUUCAUACAAUGAAAGGCAUUGGAAGAAGAGAGAAGCGGGUUGGGGAAGUAGCCUUGCCAUCGUUGCUAUUGGGUAAAGAGGAUGAGAAGGACAGUGGACCAGAAUUCUGCAUUGACGCGGGAACCACUGGAAAUGUGGCACGCUACAUCAAUCAUAGCUGCCAACCAAAUCUCUUUGUGCAGUGUGUGUUAAGUAAACAUCAUGACCUCACCCAAGCUCGAAUUGUUCUUUUUGCUGCUGACAACAUACAACCACUGAAGGAGUUGACCUAUGAUUAUGGUUAUGAAUUGGAUAGUGUGAUGGGUCCAGAUGGUAAGAUUAAGAAGCUUGAUUGCUUUUGUGGGGCGCCGGAUUGUCGGAAGCGGCUGUUUUAAGAUAUUCACCCAUAACUUUUGGAUGUUGUGUUGAUAAUAUUUUUGUGGAAGAAAUUCCUGAUUUUGUGGAUAGGCAACUGAUGUAAAAAAAGGAUAGGUCUGACACGUACCCUGGGAGAACCCUUGGGGUCGAAAACAGUUGAAAACAUGAUUGUCACUGUCCUUGGGCAGUGCAUUGCCAAUUAUUCUUGGGGAAUUUAUCUUAGAAUAUUUCCCUGAGCCUUUUGUUAGUAUAUUAACGAAACUUUUAGCUAUUGCUUUUCUUCUA